UGAAACAUUUGAUGAUGACCAUGACUACGAUGGCUGACGGUCUGGAAGCCCAGGACUCGUCCAAGUCUGCUUUCAUGGAGUUUGGUCAGCAGUCCCACUCACAGCAGAGCUCCCCGUCCAUGGCAGCCAGCCACUACCCGCUUCACUGCCUGCACUCUGGGUCUCAUUCUCACCACCAGCACGAUAGCUCCCCGUAUUCUGGUACGAAUUCUUACAACAGAUCGCUACCUUACCCCUACGUGAGUCAUUCCCACCACAGCCCCUACCUGCCGUCUUACCACAACAACAGUACUGCCAGCCAGACACGGUUAGACGACACAGAACAGCAGAAAACGACAGUGAUUGAAAAUGGAGAAAUUCGUUUUAACGGAAAGGGAAAGAAGAUCCGAAAGCCGAGAACGAUUUAUUCGAGUCUUCAGCUUCAGGCUUUAAAUCAUCGCUUUCAACAAACCCAGUACCUGGCCUUGCCUGAAAGAGCGGAGCUAGCAGCUUCUCUUGGACUGACCCAGACACAGGUGAAGAUAUGGUUCCAAAAUAAACGAUCAAAAUUUAAGAAGUUGCUGAAACAGGGUAUUAAUCCACAUGACAGCGACCCUUUGCCAGGAUCAAUUGCCCUUUCACCCAGGUCACCUACCAUCCCGCCUAUCUGGGACGUUUCUGCUACCACUAAAGGAGUCAACAUGCCCCCUAACAGCUACAUGCCCGGCUAUUCUCACUGGUACUCUUCGCAACACCAAGAUACAAUGCAGAGACAAAUGAUGUGAUGUCUUUUGGAUUAGUAACUAUAAAACGCGUUUGAUUUCGGACAAUAACCCUUUCAUAUAGGAGAAAUUAAAUGUACAAUACUUGGUUAAAAUGAUAUAAGACCCAUAAACCAAAACAUCUGAAGUACAUUAAUUUCUGACAUCUUUAACAUAAGCAAGUCACAUUGUGCCGCAACCUAUACAUUUGAACGGGUUAGGUGGAGCACCUGUACGGUAUUUCAAUGGCAACUCCACAUCUUCUGUUUGAGACCAUAGUAAAUCCAAAUGGAUCCCCAUUUGAGAAAUGGGACUUCUUGUUUAUCAGUGUGAACUUAACCCCAAGUUUUCUCUGAAUGCCAAAUAGACUAACAGACUUUGCUACAAUUGUAUGUCUGAAUGACAAGAACAAUUAAAAGAAGAUUGAGCCUGUCACGUGAAGACACGAUAAUAAAGAUCCUGAAAAUCAGCAGGAACAUAAACUUGAAAGUGUAUUCUUCGGAGAUGAGCAUGGAUGGAUUAGGUAUACAACACGGAAGCAUUUUACAAACAAUUUGUAUGUAUAUAUUGUUGAAUUUUAGUUGUACAUAAUUUUUAUGUUUUAUGUCAUCUUUCAUAUAUGGAGUAA
Molecule: messenger RNA, 1368 nt
Organism: Acipenser ruthenus (sterlet)
Lineage: Eukaryota; Metazoa; Chordata; Actinopteri; Acipenseriformes; Acipenseridae
Product: homeobox protein Dlx6a
Exons: 3
Coding region: 12-764 (250 amino acids)
Biological process (GO): regulation of transcription by RNA polymerase II; embryo development; cell differentiation
Molecular function (GO): DNA-binding transcription factor activity, RNA polymerase II-specific; RNA polymerase II cis-regulatory region sequence-specific DNA binding
Source: RefSeq, a predicted model, not a curated record